Messenger RNA from Macadamia integrifolia, 1367 nucleotides. RefSeq names its product transcription factor bHLH94-like. The record is from RefSeq and is a predicted model, not a curated record. Bases 243 to 1217 code for a protein of 324 amino acids. Gene Ontology annotation, molecular function: protein dimerization activity; RNA polymerase II cis-regulatory region sequence-specific DNA binding; DNA-binding transcription factor activity, RNA polymerase II-specific. The transcript is spliced from 3 exons. Lineage: Eukaryota; Viridiplantae; Streptophyta; Magnoliopsida; Proteales; Proteaceae. Gene Ontology annotation, biological process: regulation of transcription by RNA polymerase II.
UCGACAAAUAAAUUAUACAAAAGAACAUGUUCUCUCUCUCUCUCUCUGGAUCGAUUUCUCUCUAUCUCUCUUCUCUAGCUUACACUCUGGGGUCGAUAGAAUCACACUUCCAAUUCGCUGGAGAGGGGCUUCUCCAGUUCUGUUUUAAGAAACCUAUAGACUUCUUUAUAUAUUUGUCUCUGUGUGAGAGUUAAAGACCUCUAAUCACUAGAAAACACACUAGGAUUCUAGAGAGAGAGAGGAUGGCUUUGGAAGCUGUAGUGUUCUCUCAAGACCUGUUGAGUUAUGGCUGCAAGGACUUGUACACCAUAGGAGGAGGUUGGAGCUACGAUUUUGGUGUAGCAGAAGAAGAAGAGAAAGUAAGGUUUGAAGAGGUUGUUCUUGACAAGAAUAUAGACCAAUGUUUCAGUGGGAAUUGGGACACUUCUUCAUCUUCCAUGGUACAAAAUGUGAAGGAGUAUUGGGAAACCAAUUCGUCCCCGGAGGCUUGCACCGGCGACGGAUUCUCCGGCAGUGACUUUGCACAGAUGAAAUCUCCGCCACCGCUACCGCCACCGCUACCGCUGCCUGGUCGACGUAAGAGACGACGCACUAGGAGUUGCAAGAACAAAGAAGAAGUGGAAAAUCAAAGGAUGACCCACAUUGCCGUCGAACGUAAUCGUCGGAAACAGAUGAACGAGUAUCUCGCCGUGCUCCGUUCUUUGAUGCCUCCAUCUUUUGUUCAGAGGGGAGACCAAGCAUCUAUCAUAGGGGGAGCUAUUAAUUUUGUGAAGGAGCUAGAGCAACUCCUUCAAUCUCUAGAAGCUGAGAAGAGAAUUAAGCAACAAUCAGACCCUAGUUUCUCUUCUCCAUUUGCAGAUUUCUUCACCUUUCCUCAGUACUCCUCAAUCUCAGCUCCCUCCAACCACUUGGGGUCUUUAAAUGAAUCUGUGGCUGAGAAUAAAUCAGCCAUUGCAGACAUCGAAGUGACCAUGGUGGAAAGCCAUGCCAACCUCAAAGUGCUCUCAAGGAGAAGACCUAAACAGCUCUUGAAGAUGGUGUCCGGGUUCCAAGGUCUCAGACUCACUGUCCUCCACCUCAAUGUUACAACCGUUGAUCAAAUGGCCCUCUACUCUUUCAGUGUCAAGGUUGAGGAAGAAUGCCAACUUACUUCAGUGGAUGAAAUUGCUACAGCUGUUCAUCAAAUGCUAUGUAGGAUCCAAGAGGAGUCUGUGUAGAGUUGAUAACCCUAAUUUUCCAAUGUAAUUAAGGCCCACAUUUUGUAUGGAUAAAAGGGGUGGAUCUUCUCAUAUGUUUCUAUUUUUCUUGUAGUUUUAGGGUUCUUUGUACUUUGAGUAGUUUUAAUCCAUCCAAUAUCUUUACCCAAA